Molecule: messenger RNA, 3036 nt
Organism: Debaryomyces fabryi
Lineage: Eukaryota; Fungi; Ascomycota; Pichiomycetes; Serinales; Debaryomycetaceae
Product: FG-nucleoporin
Exons: 1
Coding region: 1-3036 (1011 amino acids)
Source: RefSeq, a predicted model, not a curated record
AUGUCCUACGACAGAAAAAGGCCUAUAAGCCCUCAUACCGUAGAAAAAGAGAAUGAAGGUGGAUUUGGAAUAUCUAAAUUAUUUAAUUUUUUAAAACCUAGAUCAUCACAACAAUACAAGCAACAAAAGCAAAGACAGAAUCAAAUUCCAUCAAGAAAUGAACAAGAAGUAUCACGUAUAGAACCAGAUCCAUUGGUUAAUAAUUUUUCAUCCAGUAGAAAGAGAACAUUAUCGAUUCAAUCACUCCAUAAUAAUGGUGUUGUUCCACGCUCAUCUACUUUGAAUACGAAUUAUGGUUCAUAUACGAACUGUUAUGAUAGUUUAAAGAACGAGAAUGAAGUAUUAGAUAAUGACCUAGAAAGGAGAUUGAGCACAGAAUAUGGGGAUGAUUUGGUUAAGGAAAGCAUGUUCCCAUUAAGCAAGUCAGAAUUUCAAGAAAGAGAUGAAUCGCCAAUGUCAGAUUUAAUGAAGCCUAGACCAUCAAUAUUAUCCGAAAUUAAUAAGAAAGAAAACCAAGACAAUAUGCCUAUUAUAAUAGAACAUGAAUUUGCGCCGCUCUACAAAGAUAGCGAUGGAAAUCUUGUUAGACCACCGUUUAUUAAUUUAGACCCAAGGGAAAGAUAUCAUGUUUUACAGUUGAAAAAGUCUAUCCAAGCUUCAGAGUCUUUACAAAACAGAAUAAAGUAUAUGGUUAAUCCUAAUGAAACUCAAUCUAAACCACUUCAGGAGAAGAAUAAAGUUGAGACUUCAACACAAACCCAUGACUCCAAUUAUUUAGAAAAUUCGCUUAAUUUUUCUAGCUUGAAAAGAAGAUUACUGGCAAAGAAAGAUCGCUCGAAGAGCAAGAGAGCAAAAAAUAUUAAAGGUUAUUUCAGUGGAGAGUUUUUAUAUGAUUCCAUUGACGGUAAUGAAAAGUCUAAGGAUGAAUUACAUGGAUAUCUUGGGGAUGUGGCUAAGCCUAAGUUUAAAAAUAAUACUAGCAUAAAUAAGAAUGACAAAUCUACAAGUGUACAACCUCGGAAAGAUGAGAGCCAGAUAUUCAAUCGGUUUAGUAAUCAGAAUAUUAAAUCUACUGAUAAUAGAAUUGGACUUGAUAAAUCUUUGUUGAGCAAUGAAAAAGUAAAUGUCUCAUUGGAUUCUGACUAUGUUGCUAAAUCAGAAAAGGUGUCUAAUAUAAUUAAACUAAAGGCCGAUAGCUCAAAUAAACCAAAGGAAAAGGAAUCGGUUCAACCAAGUUCAGGAUUUAAAUUUUCGAUUAACUCGAAUGAUAUCAAUUCAAUUAUCAAUAAGAAGCAAGAAGAUGACGAAUUAGUCAACAAAUCUAAUGGGGCAUUAAGUAAGGACGAAGAUAAUACAAAGCCCUCUUUUUCUUUUGGUACUUCUACGGACAAGAAGGAAACAGGCAAACCAUUAUUCUCUUUUGAUUCGUCUGAAUCGAAGAAUGGUUCUGCAAAUAAACCGGCAUUUUCGUUUGGUACCAGCAAUGUAUCCAAUGGAACUACUGAACCCACAUUGAAACGUGGUAGAGUUUCAGAAGAAGAAGAGCCUUCUGAAAAGAAAGAUAAUUCGACUAAUCAGAGCUUCUCCUUCGGUGCAUCCUCUGAUAAAAAGGAGGUAAGCAAGCCAAAGUUUACGUUCGGUGCCUCAUCGGAAAAGACUGAUAAUGACAAGCCAACUGUUUCUUUCGGAAGUAAUGAAACGAAGAAUGCUUCAAAUAGUACAAAACCAUCAUUUUCCUUCGGAGUGACGCCUGAAAAGAAGGAAGAUGAAGUGAAGCCAUCUUUUUCGUUUGGAACCGCAGCAAAUAAUAAAGAUGAAAUGCCCAAGCAGACAUUUGCUUUUGGAAAGCCCUCCGAUAACAAGGAUAAAAACAAUUCUGAUGGCCUUCCAGCUGAAAACAAGGGUACAUCUAAGCCAGCAUUUACUUUUGGAGCCUCAACUGAGAAGAAAGAGGAAACGGCGAAGCCAGAACUUACGUUUGGAACAUCCACAGAAAAGAAGGAAGAUACUACCAAGCCUUCAUUUACAUUUGGGGCUUCAACCGAUAAAAAAGAAGAUAGUGCAAAGCCAGCAUUUACAUUUGGAGCACCUACAGAAAAGAAAGACGAUUCUUCUAAACCGACAUUCACAUUUGGAGUCGGUACGGAAAAGAAAGAAGAAGCACCUAAACCAACCUUUACAUUUGGAGCUGGUGCAGAAAAGAAGGAAGAAACAUCUAAACCGGCAUUCACAUUUGGAGCUGGUGCAGAAAAGAAGGAAGAAACACCUAAGCCGGCUUUCACUUUUGGAGCGGGUACAGAGAAAAAGGAAGAAGCACCUAAGCCGGCAUUCACUUUUGGAGCAGGUACAGAGAAAAAGGACGACACAGUCAAACCAGCAUUCAAUUUUGGAGCACCUAAAGAGACUCCAAAGCAAGCAUUGGCCUUUGGUGCCAACGAAAAGAAAGAAACAACUCCAUCUUUUUCGUUCGGCGAGAAGCCAGCUGGCACCAUUGGUGUCCCUGCCUUUGGUGCGGCCAGAGACUCUACUCCCAAACCAUUUGAGAAGCCUACAGCUGCGUUCGGAAGCGGCAGUACAACCCCAAACUUCAGUUUUGGAAGUAAAGAAACUACCCCCAAACCAAACUUUUCAUUUGCAAGCGGUACUGGUGCUAAUGCAAUGCCCUCGAAUGCUCCACAAUCUAACAAUCUAUUUAAUUUUACGGGUACUGUGAACAAGGAGGGAACACCUGAUCCUGCGUCUAUAUUUGGAAGUGCUACUAAUGUCAUGAAUGCAAAUAAUAUACAGAAUGGCAUGAACGGUUUGAACAAGUCAGCUGAAUCUUCUCCAUUUGGGUUUAAUGCUCACCAAGGCAAGCCAGAUUUUAAAUUUGCAAAUGGUAUUCAACAACCCCAAUUUAAUUCUGGACUUCCUUCUGACAUGAAUAAUCAGAGCUUCAACUCAACAUCCGUGAUGACCCCUCCUACAUUAUCGACAACCCCUCCUAUUAUUAAGAGCAAUCGGAAAAUUGCCCAAAUGAGACUGAGAAGAAGAUGA